This is a messenger RNA of Trichoderma reesei QM6a, 1298 nucleotides long. RefSeq lists its product as uncharacterized. Lineage: Eukaryota; Fungi; Ascomycota; Sordariomycetes; Hypocreales; Hypocreaceae. The record is from RefSeq and is a predicted model, not a curated record. The coding region runs from base 1 to 1287 and encodes 428 amino acids. The transcript is spliced from 6 exons.
AUGGACGCCUGCCUGUCCGCUGUCGUGUUGUGUCCCUCGGCCUCACUCAAGGCAGCGUUAGGAGCGACUUGCUGCUUGCUCGUACGAAGCACGCACUACGCUCGCAUUUGCGGUACCAACAGCAGGGCAAUACCCGAGUCGCGAAUUGUCGCAAGGCCGCUCGAGGCACUUCGCAGAGCUCGACUUCUGCUCGUACGAGCAACAGCAACAGCAGCACUCGCACUAACAGCAGCAAGCUUCGAUUGCUCUGCCUUCUCCCCCCUUGUCGAGCAGCAACCCUGCAAGCCGGCCUGUCCCCACAAUACCCCAAAUCUCCCAAUUAAUCGGAACGUCGGGGCUACUGCUCUAGCAGCUUCUGCGUGUGGCCUGGACAAGACCCCGGUCGUGACGGGUUUCGUUUCGUUUGCCCAAAGCUUGGGACUGUCCGCAAGGUGGUAUCGUGUCAUUUUGAUUAGUGGCAUUGACGACGUGUGCAAGCAUGAACCAGAGAAGAGCGCUGAAGUUGACGGGAUAAGAAAAGCUUUCUGGAUACACGAGGUGCUACGAGUACCACGGUACUCGUACACGGCAAGGCAACUCCAGGUUUGUACUUGCCGGCCCAGGGCACAAAACAACACGCAAGCCAGGACAAACGGGAAGGCACUCGCACGAUGGAAGGCGCGUUGGUGUUGGUAUAACGCCUCCACGGGGUAUUUCGGGCACAGCUGCGAGGUAGGUAGGCUUGCCACAGCAUCCCCGGAUUCUCAAGAGUUUCCCCGGAGCGUCUCUCGUGCGCCCCAACUGGUCAAAUCUGACCCCAAGGCCCGAGUCGCACGCCCUUCAAGUCUCUGCCAGCACCGAAUGGGUACUUUUCUUGCUUUUUCGACUGCACAAGAGGGCGAAGUGGUCGAUGCCGAGAGCUUCAUCACCGCUUUUACCAAACCUCUCUCGCGUCGACUCAGCUCGUCGCCAUCUUCAUUCCAUUCCCGCACGACACACAAUCUCCCCCAGACUACCGACAACAUGUCAAGCGGUCAGGUCGCGGCGCCUUAUGCUAUCAAGCCCUCGCAGCGGGCCAAUAUUCGGCUGUCGACGUCCCAAGAUCUUUAUACCACGCUCAGCAGUUCUCUUAGCCCGCUAAAAGGACAUCAGCGACCGGCCAUUCCUUUCGACAAUGCCAUGACCAAAGAAGGCGACAGAUCCCCAACUUCCGGCAUCCUUGAAGAUGACUUCGCCGUUCCAGCGCCUCCUCCUCCAAGCCCCGUUAGUUUCAGGGCCGACCGCUGGCCCACGCCAGCCUGUCACUGAAGGGGGUCCGA